AAAAGGAAAUUUACUUUGGAAGCUUCCUCGCAGAGUCCCCCUCGCAGUCUUACUGGCUGGGUCACUCGCUCAUUCCUGAACCCCUCCUGAGCAGGGAGGGGGGUCCUCCUAGACGAGACAGGAGCUAUGCUGGAGGAGCGUGUUGGGGGUGUGUGCGUCCGGAAAUGGGGCUGAGGGAGGGGUGGGACACCCGCGAGAAAGUGACAAGGGGGACGGUACGCCCAGCAGGCGGGUCCCAGGCCCGCUUACGGUCCUCAGAGGCCGCCCUGUCGCCCCCCCUUGCACGCUCUCCUCCCCCUCCCCCAGGGCCUCUGCGCGACUCCCGCUGCAGCCCUGUUCCCCCCCUCCCCGCACUUCCCUCCCCGAGGCUUUCCUGUAUUUACUUGUGUGGCCCUCUGGUUAAUCGUGGGCCACGACUGAGAGCGCCACGAAGGUGGGGACCGCUAACGUUGUCACCAAGAGGGGAGAGGGGUCGCGGCCAGGCACCGCGCAACCCUGGGAGCCGAGGCCUUCUUGAGUUCUGCUCCCUGGGCCCCUCGCCUCCCUCCUGCCCCCACUCUGCGGCGGCCGUUGCGGGGGGGGGGGGUCACCACAACCUCCAAAUCACUGUGACGUCCUAGUUUCUCCUUAAAAUAGUUCGCGAAUUUCGUAUUUUACUCCGUACUAUGGCAGUGUUGACUUAAAUGCAGAAAGAAUGAUUUUCUUCCAGAUCGUGGAGUUGUUCCAACAGGAAGACACGCCGGGUGUCACGGGGUGCUUCUCGCAGGCCCCGGAGUUGAGAUGCACUCCGCGUUGCGCACCGGGCCCGGGAAGGCCCGAAAGAUGCCAGCGAGUGGGUCCGGCACCAGCACGCCCUUGCUCGAAAUACCUUGGGGCCCCACCCGGAACCUAGUGACUCCGAAACUCUGGGGUGGGGCCCAGCAAUGAGUUCGCACACCCCCGCCAGGUGACCGUGACGCGCGCCGAAAGAGGAGAGCGUCCGAUUUAGAAGGCAGAUAAAGUUAGCUUCAAAACCAAACCAAACCAAACCAACGACGAGGAAGCACUUCGGCCAGUCCCAAGCCCCCCCACCCCCAAUCCCGGUCCGCAUCCCUCGGAAGGCCGGGGACCACCGGCGGCCCCCGCUCCGGGCAGCGGAGGCAGAGGCACUGGUCCCGCGGGCUUCUCUCCCCCGGCGGGAGCUCUGAGCGCAGCGGGCGGGACAAGGGGAGGAGCGGGGACGUGCGCCCGAGCCCCGUGCGAAUGGCCUCCGGCCGCGCUCGGCGGGCGGCGGCGCCCCCCGCACCGCCCUUCUGCAGACCUGGCCCGAGCCCACCCAGCGCCACCUCCGCGCGGGUUGGGGCGGCCGCUUGGGCUCGAGGCCUUAGGAAGCGCCGGGGACGAGCGCUCUGAACUUGGGGAGGAAGGAAGAGACGGUCCGCGCGGCCGGCUGCCUCCCAGCUUCCCCGCAGGCCAGCUCUCCGCAAUUAUGCGCCUGCCCCGGGACCUCCCGGGCCGAUGCGACAGCCGGGAGGAGACCGCUCGGCGACCCGCCGGAGGGCAGGCCUGUUGGGAGCCGCGGGGCCAACUUCACGGGCAGGAAGACGACGGAAGCUGAGCGCAAGCUCAGCCGGGAGCCCCAGCGGCAGGGCAGGCGCGGGCCCGCUGGGCGGGAGGGGCUGAGAGAGCCCCACUUCCGAUGCGGUCCCCACUCUCUGCGGAUCCCUCGGACCCCGCCCGCUCGGGCCCCGCGCCGCUGGAUCCGCCUGGCGCUCCCGCGGCCGCGCCUCCCGGGGCCGGGCCCUCCCCCGCUGCUGGCAGGCUCAACCCCGAGGGCCGCGCCCGGCCCGGCCCGGCCCGCAUCCUCCUCCCACUCCGCCCUGGGCAGUCCGGCUAAAACCCGGAGGUCCGGAGUGGAACUGCCUCUCCUCCCAGGCCCGGGGCGGGCGUUGCGCGCUCUUUCAACCACCCCAGGCGUUAGGUCUCCGGAGGACAAGUCCCGGGGCUAUUCGGCGUCAUGGAGCCCCGGGGGAUGGAGCUGCUAAGUUUGGAGGCUCUGGGACCUGUGCCUUUUGAAGACACCCCGCCAGCCGGGGAGCCGCCUGCCCCGGGGGUCCUCAGCACGGACGGUGGCGGGGACGGCGGCGGCACGUCGAAGGUCCCGAACCCCGACGCCGAGCCCCCGUUCCUUCAGGAAGAGGCUGCCCUCCGGGAACAGGAGGAGCUGCUGGAGAGCCGUCGCCGCCGCCGCGCGCGCUCCUUCUCUCUGCCCGCCGACCCGAUCCUGCAGGCGGCCAAGUUCCUGCAGCAGCAGCCGCCGCCGGCCCCGGGGACGGGCUCAGAGGGCAGCGAGAGGGCCGAGGGUGCGCUGCGCAGCCCGGGCAGCUGCUGCGCCAAGUGCAAGAAACGGGUGCAGUUCGCGGACGCGCUGGGGCUGAGCCUGGCCAGCGUGAAGCACUUCAGCGAGACUGAGGAGCCGCAGGUGCCACCCGCCGUGCUCUCCCGCUUCCGCAGUUUCCCAGCGCGCGCAGAGGACCUGGAGCAACUUCCGAGCCUCCUGGCCGCGGCGGCGGCGGCCGCGCCCCUGCCGGCGCCGCCUCCCCGGCUGCAGCCUCUCUUCGAGCUUCCCGAACCGAGCGCCGUGGCCGAGCGCCUGCGGCGGCAGCGCGUGUGCCUAGAACGCGUGCACUGCUCGGAGCCCGGGGGCGUCGAGGUGACCGGCUCCGGCCGGGUGCUGGGCUGCCCUGGGCCGCGCGCCGUGGCUGUGCGCUACACCUUCACCGAGUGGCGCUCCUUCCUGGACGUGCCGGCCGAGCUGAGGCCGGAGCCGGGGGAGCCUCCGCCGUUGGCGCCGUCGCGGGGGCCCGGGGACGCCGAGGACGAGCCCGGCGCCGAACGCUUCCACUUCGCGCUGUGCCUGCCCCCGGGCCUGCUGCCCAAGGAGGGGGAGGACGCGGACGCGCCGGGCGUCGCCGUCCACUUCGCCGUGUGCUACCGCUGCGCCCAGGGCGAGUACUGGGACAACAAUGCGGGGGCCAACUACACGCUGCGCUACGUGCGCCCCGCUGAUGCGCUCUGAGCCUGCGGCGCUCGGCCCCGCGGCGCUUGCAGGGACAGCACCAGGCGGCUGCGGCUGCGACGCUCUGAGCCCCGGGAUAGAGGGAGCCGCUCACCGCAAGCUCGCACCCAGACAGAUCCUGGCAGCAAGCACGGAGCCUCGGCCACUUUCCCGUCGCUCAGGCCCCUGGAGUUCCCGCCCGCGUCGGAAAAGGAAGACAACCGCCGGGUGUCCAGUGGCUGCCUCCGCGAAGGCUCCGGAUUUCUGCGCGAGGCUGCAAACCCUUGGGAUUUGUUUUCAACCGUGGACUGCGUGUUUCAGCCCCUGUACCUUGUGGGAGACCCCUGGGGUCUCAGGGAGAGGUCAGACCCUGCCGCUGCAUCGCGCCCCGGGAAGGCGUGGACUGCGGGCCUGUUUCUCGAGAAAUCCAGGUGGGGCCUUAGCAGACUGUUCUUUUCUUUUAACCAGGAUCUGGGAAAUGUUCGCCCAGACUCAUGGGCUUGCGUACAAAUGUCCUUUGCAAAGUAAAUGCCACGUGCACGUCUCUUACUUUAUAUUUCAGCUUCCGGCAGUUGGGGAGGCCCUGGCAGGCAGGCAGUCUUCCUCAGUGGAUGCUGCUACUGAACUUUAAAACAGUCAAAUAACAGUAUUUUCAAAUUUCCUUUCUUCCAUCCCUCCUCUCUGAUGUGGAAAGGCCCAGACUUCCCAUAAUGGACUGGAAUGUUCUUUACACUGUUUUGUAGAAGUCGUUCUUUCCCCGGCAAAAUAAGAUGCUUGGUGAAUUGAAAUGCCAGAGUAAUCAGCAAGCUUUGGCUGUGAGCCGCUCCAGCGGGUCCUGGCCCCCAGCCCCCUCGUGUGGGCAAAACACAUCGUAGCUCCUAGACUCUGGGCCAUUAGCAGUCGGAGAAGCUGGACUCCGGAUGGCUAGACUCCAAGCCGCAAGAUGAGGGGAUGGAGAGGUGGUUUUCUGUCCCUCUUGGAGCCACUGGUGGGAGUGGGGCCUUGACUGAUGAAGCAUGCCCAGCAAGAAAAUCCCGCUCUGAAUCCCAUGGGCACCCAGCACAGGCUAGGACUGUGGGAACCAGUCUGGUUGGCCUUUAUUCAUUGCCGAUGUCUGCGGAUGCCAAGAUAAGGGGGCUAUGGAUGGCUGGGGCCAUGGGUGGCGGGGGCCAGUGAGCCUCUGGAAGGAUCUGACUUCUUUACACCUUGGUCACCUAUUGGUAAUUCAUCUUUCUUUUGUUUUCAUAGGUUCCAGCACGUGGCUAGUACAGUCAGUCUGUUGCGUGAUGCUCAGCUUUAAGGAGGAGCUGUUUCACUGCUGCUCUAUAGGUAUCUCAGGGAGGCUUCUACAUACAGCCUACGGGCCAGAGCCUAUUAUCGUAGGGCCUGGGAGCUAAGCUUGUUUUUUACAUUGUUAAACAGUUGGAAAAAUUCAAACAAAGACUCCUGUUCUAGUGACACAUGAGAAUAGUAUGAAAUUCAAGUUUCAGUGUCUAUAGAUCAAGUAUUUUAGGAACCCAGCUAGGCACAUUCAUUUACACUUUUUUUUUUUUUUUUGUCUUUUUGCCUUUUCUAGGGCCGCUCCUGUGGCAUAUGGAAGUUCCCAGGCUAGGAGUCGAAUGGGAGCUGUAGCCGCCGGCCUAUACCACAGCCACAGCAACACCAGAUCCUUAACCCACUGAGUGAGGCCAGGGAUCAAACUCUCAACCUCACGGUUCCCAGUCAGAUUCAUUAACCACUGAGCCACGACGGGAACUCCCGUUUACACUUUUUUUUUUUUGUCUUUUUAGGGCUGCACCCAUGGCAUAUGGAGGUUCCACAGCCACAGCAAUGCCAGAUCCGAGCCACAUCUGCAACGUAUACCACAGCUCACUGCAAUGCCGGAUCCUCAACCCACUGAGUGAGGCCAGGGAUCAAACCCGAAACCUCAUAGUUCCUAGUUGGAUUCGUUUCCGCUGAGCCACGACGGGAACUCCUCAUUUACGUAUUAUCCAUGACUGCUUUCCUGCUACAAGAGCAGAGCUGAGUAGAUGCAACAGAGGCCGUAUGGCAAAGUCUAAAAUAUUUCCUAUCUGGCCCUUUAUAGAAAGUCUGCUAACCCCUGCUCUAGAGAAGUGGUAUUUUUUAAAACUCUGUGUUGAGAGUUACUGUUAAUAAGGCAGUUACAUUUUUAGUAAAAUUUGCCACUUGAAAUAAACUUCCUUGGGGUAAAGGAAGGGUAAUGUAAAUGACAGUUACAUUACUGCCAGUAGUCUUGACUGGUUACAAUGAACACCAAGAUAUCCAAUGUACAACCGUCACUAUACUGGGGAGGCAGGGAGGCGACGCCACCUGCUUUUUACCUCUAAGAAAUAACAAAAAGUCAGGGCAGCUGAAAUCGAACACCAUCUAAAUUAACCUCAAGCUAGAAAAACCGCCAGAAAAAAAAGGUGCCUCAAAAUGGGAUGUCCCGAGCUAUAGAGUAAUUAGUUUGAACUCUGUCUGCUUUGGUGAUAAUGCGUUAUUUUGAAGUGUUUAGAUUUUUAAAAAUUGAAUUAGCGCUGUAUAAUGAUCAAAACAGAGCUCCUCUUGUCUGGUGUCUUUUAAAUGGUAACCCAUUAAACCUAGAAUAGAGUACAUAAGAAAUCGAUGUUUAAGAGGUAUUGUGCAGCAAGAUUUUUAUUCUUGUAGAAACCAUCAUUGAUUCUCAAAAGUGUAUUUUGGAACUCAAACAAUGAAUUUUAAGAGGACCUGUUUUUAUAAUAUAAGAACUUCAAGUAGGGCUGUUAGGAAAGGGAAUCGAACUCUGCUCUCCCAUGACUUUUGGAGAAUUGCUCUUCUAAGGUUCAGAAGUUCGUAGAAUAUUUCGAGCAGUCGCCUUUCAAAGCCCCGGGGCUGACAGUCUUCUCAAUGUCAAUUUUAUAAAGUGCCAACUUUUCAUUGCAGACCGAGGCAAACCCUUUGUAAAGCAAUGUAUGGAUGUGACAGUAGGUCUUUUUGUGUUUGGGAAAGUUAAUGUCCAGGAGGGGCCGUACGGAGGAGCGAGUGGAAGCAGUUCAGAGUACUCCCGGGACGCCGUGAACACACACACGUGUUCCCUAAAGCACAGUUCCCACCUUGCAGCUGUGGUUUUUCUGUGGUCGUGUUUAUCACAGCUCCGUAAGUGAGGGUCCUUCUUAUUGAAAAUGUAAGUAGCUUCACCUUCUGGCCCGGCUCUAGGGAUCAGAAACGUAGUUCUGCUCCGCUCAGCUCACUGCCUGACCUCCAGGAGAGAGGUGCCAGUUUCUUCCCAUGGGCAGUGGGUCCACGGAGCCCCGGGUCAUGGCGAGUGGAAUGAAGUGUGGGCCCUAUCUAGAGAGUCGGAAGCAGUGGCUGGCGGAGUUCCCGUCGUGGCUCAGCAGUUAGCAAACCCGACUAAUAUCCAUGAGGAUGCGGGUUCGAUCCCUGGCCUCGCUCAGUGGGUUAAGGAUCUGGCGCUGCCGUGAGCUGUGGUGUAGGUUGCAGACACGGCUCAGAUCCCAAGUGGCUGCGGCUGUGGCUGUGGUGUAGGCCGGUGGAUGUAGCUCUGAUUCCACCCCUAGCCUGGGAACCUCCACAUGCCACGGGUGUGUCCCUAAAAAACCAAAAAACCCCCAAAAAACAAGAAAACAAAAAACCAACCAAACAAACAAAAAAAGAAGCAGUGGCUGGAAUGUGGCUGUCUGUACAGAACACAAAGCAAGGUGACCAGUUGCUUCCAAGACCUGACUGGGGAAGCCAGGAUCCUGCUCCGAGCUCUGGGGACACCAGCUGUCCUCUGUCCAGCAGCAGGGUCAUAACUCAGGCAGCCUUCCUGUGGCAGCAGGGAGCGGGCAGUUGUCAUGGGCGAACUUGGCGGUGGCGGGGGGGACCUUUCCGUCAGGUGUGCAGUUUUCCACCUGGCCACGUCCUCCCCUCCCUUCUGCCCUGACCAGGGGAGGGCUGCCCUGUGAUGCUGUGGGUUUUGAGCGAAGCAGAGCCUUCUGUUCAUUUCAUCUUUGGGGACUGGUGUUGGACUCUCUAUAUCAUUUUAUGAGUUUGCCGUAUUUCUAAGCUUUCUAGCAUGAAGUUUUUGCAUACUUUAAUAUGCUGCAUUUCCUCAUCCCCUGACUCAGUGGCUCGGUUCUUAGGAGCGUGUGGCUGGGAGCCACGUGGAGUGUUGUGAUCUGCGUCAUGUGUGCUUUGUCAGGCGUGCAAGGAACAGCUUUCGGGAGGAGAUGGGAGGUUUUGCUUUCAUGUGACAUCAUGGAACGGACAAGUGCUUUUUUGGCUCAUGCAGUGGGACAUGGGUUGGUGGUUAAACGAGGGCACCGUGGCUGGUCGUAACUUAACGGGCAGCCUGGCCAAAUAGUGAGCUGUUUGACACCCAGCCUGGCCUGGCCAGUCCCGUGAUGCCGGCCUGGACGGUCUUCCGGGGGUGGGGGAUGGGCUUCUCACAGCGGCCAGGGGCUGGAAGCAGGACACACCCUGACCACCUGGCCCAGCCUGAUGACCCCAUCUUUUCUCCUGUGGGGCCAUCCUGGGCUGUUGUCCACCAGCAGGCCGGUGCCUGGAAGCCCCCGGGAGAGGCUGGCCCUGGUUCUUCUCGGGACGAGUGAUGGAGACGUUCCAUUAGAGGCCCGGCUGUGUUUCCAUGUUCCCUGCAGACUGCCUUCUGCUGGUGGAGGUGACUGGCAGGACGCAGCACUAAACGGUCCUUUGCGCCUCCAAGGGCUGGUUGCUGGAGAGCCAGACAGUGUAACCAUAGGCUCUUGAGGCCUUCGACGCCUUUGCAGCUUUGGGGAGACGCUGUAUUUGCAUUGGCUUUGCCCGCUGUAGCAGACACUCUCUGGCCUGGACCGCACGAAGUCGCAUCUUGGAUAAGAGGAGGUUUUGAGAUGGCAGAGAUCAAGCGCUUGCUUUUAAGAUGGUCCAGUGAGAUUUGCCUGGUGAAUCUGAUCGCAGGUAGGAGUCUGUUAAGUUGUUGUGCGUACAGCAUCCGUUCAACCUGGAAAUCCUUAGCUGCAGACGUCUCUGGUAAAGCCAAGACAUUUUAGAGACACUUACAGACACUGAAUUAGACCAGUACGAUUAUUCAUCCAUUCACCUUGCUGCAGCUUCUCUGACACUGGUCAGCUCAAGGCACGGCCCAGGGAGAGCCUAGAGCAUCCUAAUGCAUAUUCCAAAACGGGAAACUCGCUCUGAAAAUCUGAAUUGAAUAAAGGUGAAAGCAGGUGGCUUUUGGGAACUGAGCCUGAAACACUGAAUCUCCGUGUGAAAAACUGAUGAGCACACCCUGCAGAAGGCUUUCUAUCGAUCCCACCUGUGUGUUAUGUUGAGGAAGCGUCCACUCCCACAGGUGAGAAGUUUGUGGUCACGGCAAAGCCAUGGGCUUUAAAGGGGCCUCCUGGCAGGGUCUCUAGAGGGUUGGUGGUUCCUGCACCUCCCUAGAUGUUUCUGGGUGAGGAGCCCCGUUAUCAGGAGGCUGUUCUGCUGCCACUGAAGUGGCAUCUUUUCUACCUUAAGUAGGUGAGAGAGGUUACCGUUUCUCAGAGGGAGUUAGGUUUUGUCUAAUUUUUAUAUUAUUUAAAAAGACACGUGGGAGUUCCCGUGUGGCACAGCUCCAUAUGCCACGGGGUGGCCAAAAAAGAAAAAAAAAGGAGAAAGAAAAAUAGGAGUUAAUAUUCACAACUACUUUUAGUGGUCUAGAGAAUUCCCUUUGUGUGUUCCUUUCAGUCCGGUUAAGGAGACGUGGUGUUUUCACGCACAGACUGAAGGCAUGUUGUUUAUAAAAUUACUUUUUUCAGCCAGAAAAUCCCAAAACCUGUGUGUCACCUACAUCACCAUUAAAUUAGUGAGGUCUGUUGUAGCAGUAGGAUCGUAAAAAUAUAAACCGAAUUGAGUUUGAAGGCCCCUGGGAUAUCUGAAAAUGAGUGUUAAAUGGCUAAGUGUGAUAUAAAUGGACACUGAAUCGCAGGCCAGUCCUUAACGAGGAAACACACAAUACACUCUUUUGGGGAAAGAACUAACGGGCUGCAAUUUAGAAAGAUCUGUGAUUCCCCGGCUUAGCUCCGCACCCCAACAGAUGGGAACUAGAGGCUGCUUCUGUUCCCUGAUGCUGAGUGAUGGUGGGUUUUGCUGUUACUAGAAAGUCAUUACAAAGGCAUUUCUGUACUGGUGCAGCUGCCCUGAAAGACUAGGGUUUCUGGCAGAGGAAACAACCACCUUCAAAACAGGCUCGUAAGCUACUGAAUUCUGAGGCCAGGGGCUGCCCGGCCCGCCCUGCCCGCCUUGCCACUCAGGAGAACGUGCAGGGGGACACUGCUUGGGGCCUGGGCCUGGCAUGGCGGGCCUCCCCGCCCCGGGGGCUCCGGCCUGCACGGAGGGUGUUGAAGGCCGCCGCGAGGCCCAAGACCCAGCGUUUGGGGCCUCAGCUUUUGACUCUGCCCCAUCCACGUGGCCCAGGAAACCUUUGAGGCUCCUGUGUGGACGGAUUGUUAGAGCCAGGGGUCUCUAAAGCCAUGGGCACCACGCCCUGGGGGCGCAGCCUCAGGGCCUGGCAGACCCCUGUGGUGUGUUACCUGCGUGUGACAGCAGAGACUGGGGCUCGGGCAGCAGGCCCCAGCUUCCGAGCAGGGGUUCCCUCUGUGUGAUGGUCUGACUGUUGCGGGUGAGCCCAGAGCCUCUGGGUGUUGAAGUCACUGGUGCCUGCGGUGUCACUAAACACCCAGGUCAUUCCUCCAGGGUUGAAAAUGCAGCCUAGGGAGUUCCCUUUGUGGCGCAGUGGUUAACGAAUCUGACUAGGAACCAUGAGGUUGCGGGUUCGGUCCCUGCCCUUGCUCAGUGGGUUAACGAUCCGGCGUUGCCGUGAGCUGUGGUGUAGGUUGCAGACGCGGCUCGGAUCCCGUGUUGCUGUGGCUCUGGCGUAGGCCGGUGGGUACAGCUCUGAUUGGACCCCUAGCCUGGGAACCUCCAUAUGCCGCAGGAGCGGGCCAAGAAAUAGCAAAAAAAAAAAGAAAGAAAGAAAGAAAGAAAAUGCAGCCUAGCUCAUUGGGGUCUGUCUGGAAGCACCUGAGCUCAGGGAGGCCGCUCUGAUGGCUCUGACCCGGCAGAGGACGUUGCAGAGGCUGCCAGGCCUGUCUGGGAUGGAGGCAGGUCUCGGGGGUCAAACUGUGACUGUGGCUGGCACAGGGUCUGCCUUCCUGAGCUGGAACCAGGGGGCCGAGGGGUCCUUUAUCAGACGUGCAGCAGCUGCAUGAGUGGGCUGCUCUUCCAGACAGGAUAUUUUACAUGAUUGCAUGGGAUUGUGUAUAGGUCCUUCUAAUAAUGUGAGAGAAAACAACCUCAUCAACCUCCGUCUGAGGAUUCGCUCGAGAAAUGUGCCUGGCGGAAUGUUUGGGACGGACUAACAGAUUGCUGUCAAUGUGACUUCGAGACUGUUUAUUUAAACUGAGAGCGUCUGCAGUCCAGACCCGGUCCUCAUGCUUCUCCUCGAUUUUUAAAAGGACAGUUAUAUUUGGGGGGUUGAGAAUGUCUUCAAUGCUGAAGAUUUGGGUGGGGGGUUUCUGUUUGCUGCUCUGCUGUAUGAUUUUUCUGUGCGUGUUACACCUAAAAGAAUGCUGACCUCAAAGUCCUAAUUUGAAUAAAGAAUGUAAAGCACUCUGGGACUCGGAAA
Molecule: messenger RNA, 10688 nt
Organism: Sus scrofa (pig)
Lineage: Eukaryota; Metazoa; Chordata; Mammalia; Artiodactyla; Suidae
Gene: PPP1R3G
Product: protein phosphatase 1 regulatory subunit 3G
Biological process (GO): regulation of glycogen biosynthetic process
Cellular component (GO): protein phosphatase type 1 complex
Molecular function (GO): glycogen binding; protein phosphatase 1 binding
Source: RefSeq, a predicted model, not a curated record